Mercurialis annua (annual mercury) is the source of this 966-nucleotide messenger RNA. RefSeq lists its product as uncharacterized. The record is from RefSeq and is a predicted model, not a curated record. NCBI's taxonomy places the organism in Eukaryota, Viridiplantae, Streptophyta, Magnoliopsida, Malpighiales, Euphorbiaceae. The transcript is spliced from 2 exons. Bases 209 to 892 code for a protein of 227 amino acids.
UAUAAAUUCAAAUCUUCAAACUCUCAUUCAAAACCAUGCCAUCUAAUUUUACUUUUGAAUCUAGAGAUAAGAAGAAAUUCAAAAUUUAAAAAUUGAGGUGAUUGGAUAAGGUUUAAAUUGCUGAAUAUAAACACUAAAAGCAUUGAUAUCUCUAUAAACAACUCUUCAAAAUCUCAUUCAUCUAUUAAAAUCUCAUUCAACAAUCAACAUGCGUCGCAUUUCAAAACCACAUGAGACAGACGAACAUGUUCGUCGACUGAUUUUCUGUGGGACACAGCUGUCAAUCUACAUUCGUUUUUAUAUUUUCAUCGCGCACAGGGUAUUCCAUCUGGAAUUGGGGGCGAAUGAAUUAACUUUGUAUGCUAAAUUUAUAAGGUCUAAUCCCAUAUUAUUUAUUACAUUCAUUUGCUUGGUACUUCUAGUCAUCCCUGCGCUGUUAUCAAACUACUUUUGGGAGACUGGUCCGAUCCGAAAAAACAUUGUCGUCGGAAAUUUACAAAAAUGCAAAAUGCUCGGAUUGAGUUUAUUUGUAGUCGUGAUAGGCCGACUACUUACGGAGGAAAUAAGUGAUUCUUACUGUAUAAUUAUUCUUACGAUAGAAUUCCAGGGAUAUAAAAAUCUUUUGUUAUCUUCAAAAGACUACGGUCUUUGGGACAUAAUCGUCGUGGUUAGUUUGCAGAUUCUGGUUAUCAAUCUGAUGAAAGGUGGAAGUUGGUUGAUAUGUUAUAUAGUUUCUGUGUUUUUGGUUUUAGUGUGCGACUGCCUGGGCGGGUAUCUAUCUCUUUUGCCUUCAUGUUUCCCAAGGAAUGCAGCCGACAUUAUGCAAGUAUUUUUUUUUAUUUUUAUAUUUUUUGUAAGUUCUUAUGAAGUGGUAAGUUUCUUGUAUUUUUGAAUCUAUAUAUAUUAGCUAGACUCAAUUGGCUAUGUUCGAUUCCAAUUGUAAAUGAAAUUAGUCACUUUCCUUUA